AUGGCUCGUGAGGAGCGGCUGUACUUCUGCAAGUGCGCAUCUACGUGUUCGGCGCGCGGCGGCCAAUGGAUCAACAAGAGUACAGCCGUAACUCAUCGUCAAGACGAUGAGAUUUUGCCUAUUCUUCAGCGACGACGUCAACCGGCACCACCACCGGCACCGGAAACUCCGCCGCCGACGCCGGGCCCAGCAUCCUCUUCAGCGUCGUUCUCAGCACCAGCCCCGUUCGGCGAGACCUCUACCGGGUCUGAGUCCUCGUCUACGAUCCCGCCGGACUUCUCGGCCUAUGGGUUCGGUCCACCAGUCUUCGACGACGCGCUUGCCGAACUUUUCAGGACGGAGAUAGCUGAACUUCUCGACGAGCCUCAAUUCAAGCCGCUGGUCUUUGUCCACGAUCCUGCAAGCUACACACUGUCCGCAUCAACGGCUGUCUCCCCCGCAAUCGAGGCAGAUAAGCAAUUUCGUUUAUCCUCUUCGGGAAACAACUCCAAACACCUCCGCAUGCAAGCGCGCUUCUACGAAAUGCUUGACACUAUCGAUACCUGGCCAGAUUCAGAAGACCUGGAGGGACUCUCCGACCAGAUAUACGCUGCACUGGGGGAGCUCGAUGCAAGGCGCGUGUCUGCUUGGGUCGCACAGCACAAUCGCGACGUCGCUCCUAACGUGGUGCAAACCGAUCAAUAUUACCGUCAGAGUCUACCGAAGAACUCUUUCGUGGCUUCAGCAUACGUCGGAGUCUUGGCGCUUUCUGCUAUGGGCAAGCUGGAUCGUUCUAGCGGGCGCUUCUUACUCGCUACCUAUCGUGAUGCCGCCGCUUCGACUGCCGAGACCUCACAGCUAGUGGAUCAGAUUCCCAAAGACCCACGCACGGUGCUGAGGGCGAUCGAUAUAUCCCCCCGUUGUCGGCGAUACGCCGCCUGUCCUCGCUGCUCAGAACUUUACCCGACGGACGAGGGCGUAGCAACCCCAAGGCUCUGCACCAAGCAAUCGACUCCGAAGAGCCCGAUCUGUGGUGAACCUAUUCUUCACGAGGGCGGGAAGCAUGGGCGUCUGCAGCCAAUCCUACCAUACAAGCACCAAGACAUCCUUCAGUGGCUUGCACGGCUCCUGUCCCGGCCAGACAUCGAAGACUACCUCGAGUCUGCGCAUCACUCGGAGAGGAAGACGGACCCAAUGUCGAGGGACUGGGAUGGCGAGCGCUUGUACAAGAUCAAAGACGAAGAUGGCGAGCCCUUCCUUCCUGGGCCACCCGGCGAAACGCAUAUCGUCUUCUCAUGGUCCUUCGACUCCUUCAAUCCGUACUUCAACAUGAUCUCUGGUGUCACGGCAUCAUCGACGGGUUUCUGGUUGGUUUGCAUGAGCCUUCCGGAGAGUAUCCGCUAUCGCGAAGAGAACAUCUACUUCGUCAGCUGCUAUCCGGGCAAGCCGGACGCCUCUCAAAUCAACCCCAUUCUGUCCCUCAUCGUCCGCGACUUCCUGAUGCUGUGGCGCGGUGUCUGGUUUUCGAGGACGCGCAAGCACCGUGCCGGCCGCUUCCUCAAGGCUAUUGUCGUGCCUCAGAUCAGCGAUUCCGAUGCACUACGUCAGGGAUCGGGCCACAGCGCGCACAACUCCGCGCAUUUCUGUCUUUUUUGCGCCCUCCUCUAUCAGGAUAUUGAGAACCUCGACCCCGAGUCCUGGCCUGCAUACGAUGUGCAAGAAUUCCACGCGGCGGUCGACGCCUGGAAGAACGCUCAAACUGAUGGCGAACGAGCCAGCCUGUGGAAACAACAUGGCCAGCGCUGGACACCCUUCUUUGACCUACCUUACUACGACUUCUUCCUCGACAACAUCUUCGAUCCCAUGCAUACCUUCAAGAUCCGUAUCAUCGAGGACCAUAUACGACGUGCCCUCGCAUAUAGACCUCCGGGCGCAAAAGAGUCGAGCUAUGCGGCACCUACGGUAGACCGCCCGCCCGAUGAAGACCUGUUGAAGCUGUAUCGUGAAUUACUCGCCGCUCGAACUGAAGCCGAGAUCAUGCAGCUCAAGGAGAAGUUGGACCGCAAGCUGAAGUCGUAUUCGUGGGCCAUGUGUAAAGAUCUCGAGCUGCGCACCGUCUCCACGAUCUAUCAUUUCACCCGGAAUAUCGAGGACUGGCGACGCUCUACAACUGAAGAAGUCGUGGCAACUACGCUGACGGAGCUCAUCACUGAACUCGAGCCGGACACAACGUCAGCCGUGAGCAUGUCAUCGCCCGCGGCUCUUCCUUCUUUACUCACGACCUCGCUCUGCUGGCAGGAUGAUACCGUCGCCUCGGCGCGGGCUACGCCCAUUCAGUCGCCGUCUCCCUCUCCAGUUCCCACGCCGGCAAAUUCUCGUGCAAGCUCGCGAGCUAGCUCACGCGCCGGUCUUACGGAGGCUGAGAGGGAGGCUCUUCGGGAGGAAUAUGUCGCAUCCCUCCAAGACCUUAUUGACUCACAUCACCUCGACCCCCUCUACGAGCGGUUCUUCUAUCGACAAUCUCCAAACACCAUCAACACGAACUCCACUGAAAGGGACAUAGACGCGAUAUGCUACGAAGCCGGUAUACCUUGGGAGGGCGUCCACAAAGCAGUCAAGAUCAGGUCCAUUGAAGAUGAAAUAACGCGAAGGUACGGCAUAGCUCCACGGCAGAAAGGUCAACGGGCCAAAGCUAUUGGAAGUUCGCGCAAGAAGAAGGCAUCUGUGGACGCUCGUGAAAGCUUGACUCCGGAUAUCGUGGAAGAGGUUUGGGGAGACCAGGGACGUACCAGGCUGCCUACCUUCGUCACGCACCUCCCUUCAGAUUGGGGUACAGCUGGGCGCGGGAAGUUGUCUGCCGCGCAGUGGACGGUACUUCUAUGCGUUCAUCUCGUCAUAACCCUGGUCCGGCUUUGGGGAGGGCUCGACCUGACAGACCGACGAAGGCAGCUGCUGGACCACACGAUGAAGCUCGUGGACAUCAUACUCCUCGUAUUCCGCAAGACCAUAUCCCUUGCCGAUGUCGAUUCCUACGAGAUGCUUAUGCGCGAGUACUUGAUUGACAAGAAACGUCUCUACAAGGACGUCACCAUCAAACCCAGCGACCACGUAGCCAUGCACUACGGCGAUGUACUCCGUAACUUCGGUCCGACGCGUUCGCACGACGGCUCGUUCUACGAGAGGUUCAUCCGCCGCCUGCAUAGCUUCAAGAUCAACCUGAAGCCAGGAGAACAGGAGUCGACGUAUAUGGAUAGCGCCGUUCGACAUGCAAACCUAAGGGCUAUGCUGCUGGAUGAGGAUGACGCUCUGCAGCGCUUUUCGCACUUCCUCGACGAACACCGUCUUCAGGAGCGCUGGGAUCCUCGGGGCACCAAACUUGGAAGUUUGCUCUUCGCCUCGAGGACCAAAGAGACAUGGGAGGGAGCGCUGUACUUGCCGGACGACAUCACUACGUCGCUGCUGACGGAAUCUCAUCAUCAACUCGCGACUGAUUUCAUAAGACACGCAGGCUUUCCUACCGCUUCCAACCCUUUGCCGCGCAUCGUGCAUACGCUACCCAAGUUCUCGGCAGGCGGUGUGGCAUACUGCACCGAAGAUUGCAGUUCUAGAGACAGUGUGAUAGCCUAUACGACUUCAGCAGGGCGACGUAGCGCUGGCGUCAUCAAGUCUAUCAUCUUACUCGAUCGUCCAUCCGACCCCCAUCCGCCUUCGCAUCUCCUAUCUCAACCUUCGCUGCUACUGGUCAUCCGACCCUACAAGCCGUUGUCUGGCCUUGAACAAGAUAUAGAUGAACGUUUUCGCCGCUACCCCAACGCUGGCUUCUGUUGCCGACCGGAAUCUGUGGCAGAGCAAGUACUCGGUGCCACUCAGCUCAUCAGUCACGUAGCAACAACCCCAACGUCUCUUCCGUUCGAGGGCAAACAGACGGACGUGGUCCAUUGUCUUCCUUUAGGCGCAGUGUCUUCGGCGCUCAUGACAGGCCUUGUUCAGAACCCGAUGGACCACGAUGAGGACUCGUGA
Peniophora sp. CBMAI 1063 is the source of this 3999-nucleotide messenger RNA. NCBI's taxonomy places the organism in Eukaryota, Fungi, Basidiomycota, Agaricomycetes, Russulales, Peniophoraceae. The record is from the annotation of a GenBank genome assembly.